CGUGGCAAGACACAAUUUUUAAGUUCAAGUCUUUCAAAAUUAAUCCUUAAAGAAUAAAAUAUUGGUUAAUAAUUUAAUUUAAAUAAAUAAAUGAUAUUCUAAAAUGGUAAAUUGGUUAAUGAUAAGUUUUUUAUUAUCAAUAGUAAGCUAUAUUUUAGUUGAUCAAGUAUCAUCAUCAACAUCCUACUGCAAUGUUGACUCAUGUCCAUACAAUAGUCAUACCAUGUGCAAAUAUAGAUCUCCAACGUAUUCUUCAUGGUGUGGCAACAGAAGGUACAUCAAGUCAGGAUUGACCAGAAAUGAAGUGUUGGAAUUGGUAAGAGUUCAUAAUCAUCUAAGAGCCUUUGUAGCAAGUGGAAAAGAAAGAAGAGGAAGUCCUGGACCUCAACCUAGAGCAAAAAAUAUUGGACCUUUGGUUUGGAAUAAUGAAUUAGCAAUCGUAGCACAAAGAUGGGCCAAUCAAUGUGUAUUUGGUCAUGAUCAAUGUCGAAAUCUUGCUCAAUUUAAAGUUGGCCAAAAUAUUGCCUUCAGCAGUACUUCAACUGUAUUUCCCAAUAACUUGACAAGCAUUGUUCUUCAGUGGUACGAUGAAGUUGCAGAUUUUAAUAGACACUUGGUUAACAAACUGCAAUUUACAACUGCUCGUGUCUAUCACUACACUCAAAUGGUAUGGGCUGAAACAAAACAAGUAGGUUGUGGAUGCACUAGAUAUAAAAAAAAUAAUUACUGGUAUACAACACAUCUUGUAUGUAAUUAUGGACCGACUGGUAAUGUAAUUGGUCGACCAGUAUAUGAAAUUAACAAAUAAAUUAUUGCUUCCUCUA
Messenger RNA from Chelonus insularis, 824 nucleotides. Its product is annotated as venom allergen 5-like. The coding region runs from base 104 to 808 and encodes 234 amino acids. The transcript is spliced from 5 exons. Gene Ontology annotation, cellular component: extracellular region. Lineage: Eukaryota; Metazoa; Arthropoda; Insecta; Hymenoptera; Braconidae. The record is from RefSeq and is a predicted model, not a curated record.